AGGCGGGAAGCGCGCGCACGCGCACUCGCCUCCAGUCCGCCCGCCGCGGUAGCCGUGGUGCCGGGUGCUGUGGAGCGAGCCCGAGGGCACCGCCGCCUCGGACGGCCCGCAGAGCCCCGCCGCCAUGAGUGAAAUUCCUAAGGACUCCUUGAAAGCCGUUCUGUUAGAGUUGGACUGUCACUUUACAUGGAAUUUACUUAAGGAAGAUAUUGAUCUGUUUGAUGUAGAAGAUACAAUUGGGCAACAGCUUGAAUUUCUUACCACAAAAUCCAGACUUGUUCUUUAUAAUUUACUGGCCUAUGUGAAACAUCUAAAAGGUCAAAAUAAUGAUGCCCUAGAGUGUUUGAAACAAGCAGAAGAAAUAAUCCAGAGAGAACACUCAAAUGAAAAAGAUGUACGAAGUCUGGUCACUUGGGGAAACUACGCCUGGGUGUCUUACCACAUGGACCAGCGUGAGGAAGUUCAGAAGUAUAUAGACAAGGUAGGGAAUGUCUGCAGGAAAUUGUCCAGUCCUUCUGACUACAAGUUGGAGCGCCCUGAGAUUGACUGUGAGAAAGGGUGGGCACUCUUGAAAUUUGGAGGAAAGUAUUACCAAAAAGCUAAAGCAGCUUUUGAGAAGGCUCUGAAAGUAGAACCUGACAAUCCUGAAUUUAACAUUGGCUAUGCCAUCACUGUGUAUCGGCUGGAUGAUUCUGAUAGAGAAGGGUCUGUAAAGAGCUUUUCUCUGGGACCUCUGAGGAAGGCUGUUAUGCUGAACCCGGACAACAGCUACAUUAAGGUUUUUCUGGCCCUGAAGCUUCAAGAUGUUCAUGCAGAAGCUGAAGGGGAAAAGUAUAUCGAAGAAAUCCUAGACCAGGUAUCAUCUCAGCCUUAUGUCCUUCGUUAUGCAGCUAAAUUCUAUAGGAGAAAAAAUUCCUGGGACAAAGCUCUUGAACUUUUAAAAAAGGCUUUGGAGGUGACACCAACCUCUUCUUUCCUGCAUCACCAGAUGGGGCUUUGCUACAGGGCACAAAUGAUCCAAAUCAAGAAGGUCACGCGCAACAGACCUAAAGGAAAAGAUAAACUGAAGGUCGAAGAGUUGAUUGCAUCCGCUAUAUUUCAUUUCAAAGCAGCUGUGGAACGAGACUCUAUGUUUGCAUUUGCCUACACAGACCUUGCCAACAUGUAUGCUGAGGGAGGCCAGUAUAGCAAUGCUGAGGACAUUUUCCAGAAAGCUCUUCAUCUGGAGAAUAUAACUGAUGAUCACAAACACCAGAUCCACUACCACUAUGGCCGCUUUCAGGAAUUUCACUGUAAAUCAGAAAAUAUUGCCAUCUACCAUUACUUAGAAGCCUUAAAGGUCAAAGACAGGUCAUCCUUGCGCACCAAAUUGAUAAGUGCUCUGAGGAAAUUGGCUACCAAGAGACUUUGUCACAAUGCUUUAGAUGUGCAGAGUUUAAGUGCCCUAGGGUUUGUUUAUAAGCUGGAGGGAGAAAAGAGACAAGCUGCUGAGUACUAUAAGAGGGCCCAGAAGAUUGAUCCUGAAAAUGCAGAAUUCCUUACUGCUCUCUGUGAGCUUCAACUUUCCAUUUAAAUACUUACCCUAGGAAAUGUGGUUUAAGUUCCCCGCCCCAUUUUGGUUUCUUGUAUUUUGAUUGUUUUGAUCCAUCUUCAUUAUAGAGCCAAUAUUUUUUGAGUUAACUAUGUUCUAGACAUUGUACUUAAAUUUUCUAUUCAUUACGAUGAAUUUUGCUGUUUUAAUUCUUUUUUUAAUUACAAUUCCAUAAUUCAUUAAGAAACAGCAAGAGUCCAGCUGUUGUUAUUUUUUUUAAUGAUAUGGCCAUUAUGAUUUGACACCCUUUUCUCUGCUAUUUAUAAUAAUUUUAUGAUUAAAUUUUGUGAAAUUUCCCAUAUUGCUUAUGCUACAGAAACUUGAUAGCUAAGUCAGGAAAAUAUUUUCAGGAAUGCAAAAUUGUGUUAAACUCUUACUUAUAUAGCUUGCAAAAAACAGAACCUUUCACUUAACAGAUGUUUUGAGUCUAAAAGCAUGUUUUUCAACCUGAAAGUCACCUAAAGAAUUCUUUUUGUUGGAAAAAUAGUAAAAAGUUUGUUGACUUCAAUAAAAGGGGGAAACUAUAAUAGGAGAAAAAAGAUAUUCUCAAUUUGUAAAUACUACAGAACUUAGAGGAUUUAUAAGAAAUUGAAAAUAUUGUCUUCCUGAAUGUUCAGUAUAGACCUAGAAAUUAUGAGAAAAAAUGAAUAAUGGAAUAUCAUUAAGCUCAUUUUAUGUGUUUUUUAACUAGAAAAAUAAACCUAUGCUGAAUGUA
Messenger RNA from Marmota monax (woodchuck), 2306 nucleotides. RefSeq names its product interferon-induced protein with tetratricopeptide repeats 5. NCBI's taxonomy places the organism in Eukaryota, Metazoa, Chordata, Mammalia, Rodentia, Sciuridae. The record is from RefSeq and is a predicted model, not a curated record. Bases 125 to 1573 code for a protein of 482 amino acids. The transcript has 2 exons. Gene Ontology annotation, molecular function: protein binding; RNA binding. Gene Ontology annotation, biological process: defense response to virus. Gene Ontology annotation, cellular component: cytosol.